Molecule: messenger RNA, 994 nt
Organism: Hevea brasiliensis (rubber tree)
Lineage: Eukaryota; Viridiplantae; Streptophyta; Magnoliopsida; Malpighiales; Euphorbiaceae
Exons: 3
Coding region: 149-646 (165 amino acids)
Source: RefSeq, a predicted model, not a curated record
GCACCACUCUCACUCCCAUUUCAAGACUCGACUCGUGCAGAAGUCCAGAUCCAUCUCCACCACCACCUCCACACAUUCUCUCUCUACUUUAUCCAAUAAUAAAUCUCUCUCUCUCUCCACAUAUCUGUCUUCCAUAAACUAAAAAAGCAUGGCCCUUUUCCUCUCCUCCAAGGCCAAAACCUACCUAACAGCAGUUCCGGCAAGAUCAAUCCCUCGCUUCUUAGCCCUGCGCUCCCAAUCUAAUACUCCUUCCCACCCAAACCACAUCGACCUCUCAGAUGACUCUUCCUCCUCCUCCUCCACCGACCCCUCGCUCCGGAAGCUCGAGGAUGCCAUACACCGUAUCAUCGUCCGCCGCGCUGCACCCGAUUGGCUCCCUUUCCUCCCUGGUUCCUCCUACUGGGUCCCACCUCCUAGAUCCACCGCUGGAUCCCUGGGGAUUGCCCAAUUGGUUGAGAAGCUCGCCAAUCCGUUGACCGAUGAGGAGUCCCUCUCCAUGACCACCGUCAGAGGUUGGCCUUCCUCUGAUUAUUUUAUUAAAGGUGCACCUCGACGUUCAAUGGAGGUGAAGAUGACUUCAAAUAAAGAAGCGGAGAAGGAGGCAAGUUCAAAUAAUGUGUCCAAAUCUGAAGAUGAGGAAGGUUGAAUUAUGCCUCUGAAACAACUAGCAUCUGGGCUCAUCUAGACUUGUAAAUUUUAUGGAGAAGCGAAGAUUAAAAAAAUAUGGAAAUUUUCAAAACUGCAUGGCAAUUUGGUUAAUUGGAAGAGCUGCACAGAUGCACUCGGUGAGGUAGCAAUAAUUUACUGAGAUCAUUGCUACCUUGAAACCUACAUUGUACACUGGUGUUUAAAGUGAAGCAAUCACGUUGUAUUUAUUUGUACCUUUUCUCGCUUGCUGAAUAUUUAUUUUUCUAAUUUGUAGUUCAGAUCUUUAGCUUCCCUUUGUACGUAUGGUUUCAAAAAUAAUAGCAAUGGAGUUUCUAUUCUCUCCCAA